AUGGCCGACAAGACUAACAAGUCCGGCAUCAAGAAACUGUCCAAUGGUGACUCUGUCAUUCCCUCUUCGACACGAUCAGAUGGCAGCGUGAGGAAGGAGAUUCGAGUCAAGCCUGGCUACCAGCCACCGGAAGAUGUCGAGGUCUAUAAGAAUCGCACUGCUGAAGCAUGGAAGAAUCGAGGCAAAGGAGGAGUGCCAGGCGCAGAGUCUGCUGGUUCAGAUCCUGCUGCAGACCUAACGCAGAGUGCGGCAGCUGCGAAGAAUGCGAAGAGACGAGAGGCGAGGAAGAAAGCUGCUACGGGUGGGAAGGAGGAGAGUACUGCGAAUGCGACAAAUGGAGAGAAGGGUGCAGAUGCACCCAAGCAAGAGGAAGUUGACCCGGAGGUAGAAAAGGCGAAAGAGGCUAAGAAACUGGCGAAGAAGUUGCGACAGGCCCGAGAGCUGAAAGCCAAGAAGGAUGAGGGUGCUGCUCUGCUGCCGGAGCAGUUUGCAAAGGUCAUCAAGAUGAGCGAGCUGAUACGACAGCUUGAUGCUCUUGGUUUCGACCAGGAGGGCGAGAAGAAAGACACUGGCAACACAGAUGCAGAGUCCAAGCAGGAGAAGGAAGAAGGCUCGGCAAAGCAGGAUGGCAGCGUUGCAGGAUGA
Fulvia fulva is the source of this 645-nucleotide messenger RNA. RefSeq lists its product as uncharacterized. Bases 1 to 645 code for a protein of 214 amino acids. Gene Ontology annotation, molecular function: RNA binding. Gene Ontology annotation, biological process: exon-exon junction complex disassembly. Gene Ontology annotation, cellular component: exon-exon junction complex; cytoplasm. The transcript has a single exon. NCBI's taxonomy places the organism in Eukaryota, Fungi, Ascomycota, Dothideomycetes, Mycosphaerellales, Mycosphaerellaceae. The record is from RefSeq and is a predicted model, not a curated record.